This is a messenger RNA of Silurus meridionalis, 1153 nucleotides long. RefSeq names its product pituitary adenylate cyclase-activating polypeptide type I receptor-like. NCBI's taxonomy places the organism in Eukaryota, Metazoa, Chordata, Actinopteri, Siluriformes, Siluridae. Gene Ontology annotation, cellular component: plasma membrane. Gene Ontology annotation, molecular function: G protein-coupled peptide receptor activity; peptide hormone binding. The transcript has 8 exons. Bases 202 to 1044 code for a protein of 280 amino acids. Gene Ontology annotation, biological process: adenylate cyclase-modulating G protein-coupled receptor signaling pathway; cell surface receptor signaling pathway. The record is from RefSeq and is a predicted model, not a curated record.
CACCGGGUCCUUCAGCUCCUUACAGAUGGUGCAGUUAUACUUCUGUUCUACAACCCUUGCAUGCGCCAUUUCACAACAAACCGGAAAAUAUGAUAUAUAUGAUAUACAUACAGUAUAUAUAUAUUAUAUAUUUUUCCCUCGUUUUUCCCGUCACAAAAAGUUACCGGAACAUACCACUUUCUCUGUAGGGGGGUGAACAAUAUGUUUCUAAACUUUCGUGUUUUGCAAAAAUGUCUCUCUCUCUUGGCUCAUUACCCGACAGAGAAAGAAAAACUUCUUAGCAAUAAAUUCACUGUUUUAAAUCAAUGCAUGCCAUCCAAUAUGCGACUAAAAGGAUUUGGGAAAUUUGUUGGCCUCCCCUCUUUCGUGGAUAAGUUCAGCAGGCCGUACGAAGCGAACCCUUUUCCGAGCAAACUGUGGUGUGAGAGACGCUCAGUCAGGCCUCUGUCGUACACGGAAACUUUAGAAGUAACGUGUAAAUCCGCUGUAGCUUUCUUCCAGUUCAGCAUCCUGGCGAAUUACUUCUGGUUGCUGGUGGAGGGCAUGUACCUGCAGACUCUGCUCGUUCUCACCUUCGUCUUGCAGAGGAAGUACUUCUGGUGGUACAUUCGGACUGGAUGGGGUGUGCCAUCGGUUGUCCUUGUUGUUUGGGUGUUGACACGCAAUUUCUAUGACAACAGUGGUUGCUGGGAUGACACAGAUAACAUAGGCAUGUGGUGGAUAAUCAAAGGUCCGAUAACAGCAUCGCUGUUUGCCAACAUUAUCAUCUUCCUAAAUGUGAUCCGGAUCCUGGUUGAGAAGCUCAAGUCAGCCGGUGUUGGAGGCAAUGACACCGGCCAUUUCAUGAGGUUGGCUAAGUCCACAUUGUUCUUGAUCCCGCUGUUUGGAAUGCACUACACUGUGUUCGCCUUCCUGCCAGAGAACACGGGAGAAACAGCACGACUCUACAUUGAGCUUGGCCUGGGUUCCUUCCAGGGCUUUGUGGUCGCUCUUCUGUACUGCUUUCUUAAUGGAGAGCGUACUCCUGCACCCUCUGGGCCUUAAUGCGCUAUGCCUCUUCGCCUUCCUCGUCGUCCUCGUCGUCGUCCUCAUCCUUUACCACCACAGAGGGUUUGGGAGCUGGAGCAGCCUAACAUCAGGAAAAAAUACAGAA